AUGGCAAACAAGGUGUCUGUGAAAAUUGAAAACAAGGAUAUGAAACUUGAUCUUUCUUUCUCACCAUCUGAUUCUAUUCUUCAAGUGAAGCAACGUGUAGAAGAUCUUUUGGAAUGGAAAGCUGAAACACUCUCUCUUUUUUAUAACGGUGAAGAGUUGAAAAAUGAUCACUCACUCGAAUCUUACAAUCUCAAAGAAGGAGGACGUGCUCAUUUUGAUCUUGUUAGGCCAAGCGAGCCUCCUGAACCAAAAUUCUAUGUGCGAGUUAAAUCUCAUCACAAGGAAGGUUUUCUGGGAAUGAGACCAAGUUAUCCUGUGUCAUAUUUGAAGAAUAAAAUUGAAAGAAAAUGGGGCUACGACGGUUCUAAUAUAGAUCUAACUCAUGACAACGUAUUAAUGGGAGAUGAUUUUACAGUCUCUUACUAUAAUAUUUCUGAGAGAUCUGUGAUCAAAUUGGAUGUGAAAGAAGAAGAUAUAGCUAUUCCUUAUCCCUCUCAGCAUGGAAGAUAA
Jatropha curcas is the source of this 510-nucleotide messenger RNA. Its product is annotated as polyubiquitin. The record is from RefSeq and is a predicted model, not a curated record. Gene Ontology annotation, cellular component: nucleoplasm; cytosol. Gene Ontology annotation, molecular function: polyubiquitin modification-dependent protein binding; proteasome binding; ubiquitin binding. Gene Ontology annotation, biological process: proteasome-mediated ubiquitin-dependent protein catabolic process. Lineage: Eukaryota; Viridiplantae; Streptophyta; Magnoliopsida; Malpighiales; Euphorbiaceae.